Molecule: messenger RNA, 696 nt
Organism: Eucalyptus grandis
Lineage: Eukaryota; Viridiplantae; Streptophyta; Magnoliopsida; Myrtales; Myrtaceae
Product: heavy metal-associated isoprenylated plant protein 45
Exons: 3
Coding region: 60-521 (153 amino acids)
Molecular function (GO): metal ion binding
Source: RefSeq, a predicted model, not a curated record
GUUUUCAUAUCACAAUUCAAUAGCAGCUCCAAGCAAGAUUUGCUUCCAUAUUCCCCAAGAUGACGAUUGUAGAGAUGCACGUGAACAUGGAUUGCCACGGAUGUGAGGAGAAUAUAAGGAAAGCUCUCAACAAGCUCGAAGGAGUGCACGAUGUGCACGUAGACUUCGACAUGCAAAAAGUGACCGUGGCAGGUUUCGUCGACGAGCGCAAAGUCCUCAAGGCCGUGAAGAAGACUGGCAAAACAGCUCAGAUCUGGCAGCAGCUACCCACCAAUGUCUACUACAACAAUUUUGACCAAUAUCAGUACUACGAUCAGAUGAAUUACGGCCGUUCGUCAUCGUCGUCGAGGUCAUACUACGCACAGCCCACUCACAUGACCCGUCACUACAAGCACGGCAAAUUAUUUGGGAGGACUAGUCGCGAAGUGUAUUAUCACCAACCACCAUACUCUCAGAUGGUGGAGGAAAGGGCCAUCACCAUGUUUAGUGAUGACAAUGUCAAUUCUUGCUCGAUCAUGUGAUGGGUUGCCAAAAAAGAAUUAUAGUUAUGUAUAUAUGUACAGCUGGUGUUCCCCCUUACGUUUUUUUAAUAAUGAGGAACCUUUGUUGUGUAAAUGGAGUCGUUAUACUAUCUAGAACAUAAGCUCAUGGUGUGUGAUGUUCAAAUUAUAAGUAGAUGGGCAAAAGACUUGAUUU